CAUGUUGACCAGGAGCAAAAAUGUUUUGAAAGAAACGCAGAUAAACCGGGAUGAAGAAGUCUCCUCUAUUGCUUCGAGGGACGGUGUGAUCUUGAAAACCUUUCUAUUAGUUACGUGCAUCAAGAUCCUCUUGAUUCCUACUUAUCAUUCCACUGAUUUUGAAGUACAUCGCAACUGGCUAGCUAUCACAUACAGUUUACCUGUUAAGGAGUGGUAUGUGAAUGCACAAUCUCCAUGGACUCUUGAUUAUCCACCCUUGUUUGCAUGGUUUGAGUACUGCCUUAGCCAAAUGGCUGCAUUUUUUGAUCCAGAAAUGCUCAAGGUGGAGAAUUUAAAUUAUGCAUCACCAGCUACUGUAUAUUUCCAAAGAGCGACUGUCAUAUUUGCUGAUCUGAUACUUGUAUAUGGAGUGAGAGAAAUAAGUGGGACAUUCUGCAAAUCUUGGAAUAGCCAUGCAGCUUCUGUAUUUCUAUCACUGUGUAAUAUGGGAUUAUUGAUAGUUGAUCAUAUACAUUUUCAAUACAAUGGCUUUUUACUUGGAAUUUUGUUGAUAUCAAUAUCAAAAGUUUCAAAGAUUGGAAAAGAGAUAUCAAUGUUACAAGGUGCCAUAUGGUUUGCUAUUUUACUCAAUUUAAAACAUUUAUAUGUGUACGUAGCACCAGCAUACAUUGUCUGGCUGCUAAAAUCAUAUUGUUUAAAUAGUGGCAAAUUCUUCAAACGAUUAUUUACACUUGGGUUUAUUGUUCUGGCUGUUUUAACAGUUUCCUUUGGUCCCUUCAUAACUCAAUUAUCACAGGUAAUUUCUCGUUUAUUUCCAUUUAAAAGAGGCUUGGCACAUUCGUAUUGGGCUGCAAAUAGUUGGGCUUUCUAUAUUGGUGCAGAAAAAGUGCUGUCUGUCAUAUGGAAACAUUUAGGAUGGUUAAAAGAUGUUAAAUCUGCAGUAAUGACAGGUGGUCUAGUACAAGAACAGAGCUUCCUUAUAUUACCUACUCCAACACCUAUUUUUACAUUUCUCUUGACUUUUUUGGCAAUACUUCCUGCAUUAUGGUGCCUGCUUCGUAAAGAAUAUUACAUGAACUCAAAAUAUUUUGUUAGAUGUAUUGUAUUAUGUGCUUUAAGCUCAUUCAUGUUUGGUUGGCAUGUGCAUGAAAAAGCCAUAUUAACAGCAAUUAUACCUUUAUGUGUCCUUGCUGCAACAAACAAAGAAGAUGCGCGGAUAUUCAUAAUUUUAAGCAGUGCUGGACAUACUGCUCUUUUGCCAUUGCUAUAUCCCAAUAACUUAUUUUCAUUAAAAUUACUAUUAUUGCUGACAUAUAUGCUUUCAUCGAUUUUGAUUUUAACUAAUCAACACGUUAGACCUCUAUUGAGAUUAUAUGAAUGGUUAUACAUAAUACCAUUGCCAUUAAUUACAUUUUAUGAAGUGAUACUGCAUAAAUUAUUAUUCGGCAGUGGAUUACCAUUUUUACCAUUAGCAUUUACUUCUAUAUACUGUGCAAUUGGUAUAACUUAUUGCUGGAUAUUGUAUUAUUAUAUAUAUCUGCAGAAUAAUGUUUGUACUGACAAUGGAACAGUGGACAGCAAAUUGAGAUAUCAAAGAUUAAAGAAUAAACAAUCUUAGGAGAUAUAAUCACUAAAAAUUUGUGUAUGUGCGAAAGAAUCAUGUUGAUAAUAUUAUCGUUAUGUAUUAAUGCAUUUAAGCAAAUUUGCUAUAAAUUAAAAGCAUAAAAAUUUGUUAUUUCUGAAAAUAUAU
This is a messenger RNA of Cataglyphis hispanica, 1750 nucleotides long. It is a transcript of the gene xit, whose product is annotated as probable dolichyl pyrophosphate Glc1Man9GlcNAc2 alpha-1,3-glucosyltransferase. The transcript has 7 exons. Bases 2 to 1618 code for a protein of 538 amino acids. Gene Ontology annotation, biological process: protein N-linked glycosylation. Gene Ontology annotation, molecular function: dolichyl pyrophosphate Glc1Man9GlcNAc2 alpha-1,3-glucosyltransferase activity. The record is from RefSeq and is a predicted model, not a curated record. Gene Ontology annotation, cellular component: endoplasmic reticulum membrane. NCBI's taxonomy places the organism in Eukaryota, Metazoa, Arthropoda, Insecta, Hymenoptera, Formicidae.